Messenger RNA from Diorhabda carinulata, 2615 nucleotides. It is a transcript of the gene su(Hw), whose product is annotated as zinc finger protein 431. The transcript has 9 exons. The coding region runs from base 260 to 2539 and encodes 759 amino acids. Gene Ontology annotation, biological process: regulation of transcription by RNA polymerase II. Gene Ontology annotation, molecular function: RNA polymerase II cis-regulatory region sequence-specific DNA binding; DNA-binding transcription factor activity, RNA polymerase II-specific. The record is from RefSeq and is a predicted model, not a curated record. NCBI's taxonomy places the organism in Eukaryota, Metazoa, Arthropoda, Insecta, Coleoptera, Chrysomelidae.
GAGUAUUCUUGUGAUACAACGGUUGUCGAGUUUUCAGGCGUAAGUGUUGAAUUUAUAUAUUAUUUUCAUUGUGGUGUGUAAAGUGCUGUAUACUAUAUAAACCGAAUAAUAAUAUUAGCAACAAUUUGAAUAGAUGAAAAAUAAUUUCGUACUAAAAAAACUAAAGUAAUGAAAAGUGUGAUGACUCACGUAACACGUUGACGAGCGAACUUUCUACAAUUUGUUACCUUCGACAUUGUUCAUAACCAAUCUUAAAAGGAUGGAGGAACCUCCAGGUGGUAUCGUCAAAACGGAAAUUCCGGACGUAAAACCGGAAAUAAUAGAAACAGCGGUCGAAGUGUUGGAACAAAAUACAAAUUUUAUAGAAAUAGAAAGAACAGAUGAAGAAAAUGGUGAAGUGCAUACUGUAGUUUUACAAAAUAUAGAUAUACAAGAAAAUGGUAAUGAUCAAUUAGCUAUUAUUGGUAAACUUAUCUCCCAAAACAAUUCAGAUGGUAAUCUCCGAAUUGAUACUAUGAAGGAAAACAAUGUUAUACAUACUUAUAUAAUCAAUAAUACAGAGUACGAAGAGAUAGACGGAGACGCAAUAAUUUACGAAGAAGUCUGCGAAGAUGAAAAUUCCAUAGAAUACGUAAUCGAGGAAGAUAUAGGUUAUGAAGAAACUGUAGAUUCGACGUCACAAGAUGAUUACAACAGCGCAGAAGCAACAGACGAAUAUGAAUUCCGCGACGAAGAAGAAGCGAUAGACGAUCCCGAAUCGAUAGAUGAUGAAGUACUUACAACCGAUGAAGAAAAUCGAAGAAAAACUGAAAAUAACGAAGGUGCGAAAGAAAAUUCACUUAAGAGAAAGCGGUUAUUGGAAAACGGUGAAAGUUCUAAUAAUGGUGGAGGAACGGACGCCGUGCAGGAUUUCAAAGACGAGCAAUUUGAGUGCGAUUUGUGUCACAAGCUUUUCCGUACUUCAGCAGCUCUGAAGAGACACAUUACGGUGAAUCACGAAAAACGCGAAGAAUCUCAAGGGGACGAUCCGUUGUCGUUAGAAUUGUGUCCUUGUUGUGGAGAACCAUCAGAUUCCGGUCACGUGAUAGGUGAUUUCAAAUGCGAAGAUUGCGAUAAACUAUUCGUCCAAUUGAACUUCCUCCACCGCCACGCUAGCAUAGAACAUCCGAAGAGCGACGUAUAUCAAUGUUCGGAAUGCUCAAAACAAUUCAACACCAAAGACGGUUUGGUCGAUCACAUGCGAGUCCAUUCGGUGAAAACCGUCAAAUGCUUGGAAUGCAACAGGGAAUUUACGAGAAAAUACCAUUUGGAAAGACACAUGGGACAGACCGGAUGCAUGGGACAACCGAGGAAAGUAUUCGAUUGUAGGGUGUGUCAAAAAUGUUUCACGAGAAAAGAUAACCUCGCCGAACAUUUGAGAAUCCACGCCGGACAAGCGAAAAAGAAGAAGAAAUUGACUUGUACUUAUUGCGAUAAAGAAUUCCAAGGACUCACGUUGUUGAAUAUACACGUGCGCACUCAUACAGGCGAAAAACCUUAUCCGUGCGAUUUGUGCCCGAAACGGUUUCCAUCUAGCGGAGCUUGGAAGAAACAUAGAAGAAUGCAUACCGGGGAAAAACCGUAUCGGUGUAAUCAGUGCGACAGGACGUUUGCCGCCAAAGAGACCCUCAAUCGUCAUCUGCGUACCCACACCGGGGAAAAACCGCAUCAGUGUAAAUUCUGCGGCAAAGCUUUCAUUCAACCAUCUCAGCUUCGAGCUCACAUUUUCCACCAUACAGGUGAAAACGCGUACACUUGCCAGUAUUGCGGAAGGGCUUUCAAUAGAAAACUCCGUCUGACAACUCACAUUAAAUACAUGCACGAAGGGGCCGAACCGCUGCCUUGUCCCAAAUGCGAAAAAACAUUUUUCAGAAAGGAAGAUGUCGCUAGGCACAUGUUGUCUCACAGCGGGGAAAAACCGUUCGUUUGUGAAAUAUGUCAAAAAGGAUUCGCGGUGAAAUCUUCUUUGAAAAUGCACAUGAAUAUCCACAGGAAGGAACCGCCUUGCAGCUGUGAGACUUGCGGUAGAGCGUUCAUAAGACGCGACUGUCUCAUGAGACACAUCAGAGCUAGACACCGAGAUGUUUUGGAAGACAUUUUAGCCAACGCCGAAAAGAAGAGACUCCAACAACAAUUAUUAACAGCAGUUAGCGAAUCGGCGAACGAUAGUUUAACAGAAAAUAUAAUUUGGAACGAAUUGACUCUAACGGAAUCAAUCAAGGAACUUUUGACGCUUCUCGUUGAUGAAGAAUGUCUUACGGAAUUCGGUUAUCCCGACGCCCCGGUGGACAGGGUGUUGGAUUCGGUUAUAAAACGUUGCGGACACAAUCCUGCUUCGGAAGAAGAUUUCGAUUAUAUAGGGAGGAUCAGGGAAAAUGCCAAGUUAUUGUUCACCGUCGUUAUAGAUGACGAAGCCGUCAAAGCGUUGUUGAAUAAUCAAACUGUCGACGAGGUUAUAUUGCACGUCUUGAGACUGGCCAGAAAAGAAAAUAAAACUUGAAUUUUUCGAUUUCAUUUUUCGGAAAUUUUCCCGUACUAUAUAUACAUAAUGGAAAUAUACUUUUUUGAUAUUGGAA